This is a messenger RNA of Columba livia (rock pigeon), 877 nucleotides long. RefSeq names its product TATA-box binding protein associated factor 11 (gene TAF11). NCBI's taxonomy places the organism in Eukaryota, Metazoa, Chordata, Aves, Columbiformes, Columbidae. The record is from RefSeq and is a predicted model, not a curated record. Gene Ontology annotation, cellular component: nucleus; transcription factor TFIID complex. The transcript has 5 exons. Gene Ontology annotation, molecular function: protein heterodimerization activity; transcription coactivator activity. The coding region runs from base 27 to 653 and encodes 208 amino acids. Gene Ontology annotation, biological process: RNA polymerase II preinitiation complex assembly; transcription initiation at RNA polymerase II promoter.
CAGGAAGCGCCGUCGCUGCCGGCGCCAUGGCGGCUCCCGGCGAGGCGGCGCGGGACGGGCUCGGGGCGGCCGAGCAGGAUCCGCCGCCCGCGGGGCCCGGCGCGGAGGAGGCGGCGGGCGCGGGCGGGGCCGGCGGGGCCGAGGCGGGCGAGGCCGGCGCGGGCGGCGAGGCCAGGGCGGAGGCCGCGGACGGGGAGGGCCGCAGCGCCGGGGCGGAGGCGGCGGACGGGGAGGAGCCCGGGCUGCAGCCGUGCGCGGCCAGGAGGGCGAGGCUGGAGCUGAAGGAGCGGAAGGAGAAGAAGCAGAAGGUGGACGAGGACGAGAUCCAGAAGAUGCAAAUCCUGGUCUCGUCCUUUUCCGAAGAGCAGCUGAACCGUUACGAGAUGUAUCGCCGCUCCGCGUUCCCCAAGGCUGCCAUCAAACGGCUGAUCCAGUCCAUCACCGGCACCUCCGUCUCGCAGAACGUGGUUAUCGCCAUGUCCGGCAUCUCCAAGGUCUUCGUUGGGGAGGUGGUGGAGGAGGCGCUGGACGUGUGUGAGAAGUGGGGGGAGCUGCCCCCUCUGCAGCCCAAGCACAUGCGAGAGGCCGUCAGGCGGCUCAAGUCCCGGGGGCAGAUCCCCAAUUCCAAAUACAAAAAGAUCAUCUUCCACUGAGCGGCCCAGGGGCAGCGAGAGGCCGCAGGUUCGGCGCAGCCUCGAGCGCCCGGCUCCGGCGCUGCGUUCGCAGGCCCUGGCUGGAGCUUUGUCCUCCUGUGGCCGCAGGGACGGCUCCUUGCUGUACCGACCCGCUGGGAUCCCACCUCCUGCUGGCACAGGUGCAGCGAGUCUGUGUACAGAACUGUCCGUUUUUGUACAUUAAACUUGUUAUUGUAUUGUCA